UAAAACAAAUACAUGUUGGAUACAGAACUUACAGACUUUAGAACAGGGCAUGAUCAGAGCUGCCGUGUAAAGGUUUGUUUUCUAUUUUCAUUUUGAGUUUAGCUGCACAUCCUUUCCAUGCCUAUGGCUUAUGACAUUAAUAUUGAUGAAUUACAUCACAGUUUUACUAUAAUUAUUUAUUUACCCCAGUACUCUUCACAGACAUACAAAUGAAUGGCAUAAAUGAUUUCUGCACACCUGGUUACAUCUCUUAUUAGAUCAUUUAGAACAAUAUUUUACUGGACUAUUGAUCGGAAGGUCGCUGGUUCAAGCCCCAACACUGCCUAAUUGGCACUGCUGGGCCUUUGACUCUCAAUUGCUUGCAUUGUAUGCGACCUUAAGUUGCUUUGGACAGAAAUCCAAAUUUAAAUGUAAAAACACUUGUGUUUUACCCUCCAACAGGUCUCCAGAAUCUUCCUAGCUGCAGGGUGUGAACAUGACGAAGAGCAGCAGGCGGUGCAGAUCUGCUCUAGCGAACAGUGCAGGUGGAGGUAGCAGUAUUAAUGGCUGUGUACAGACACAAACAUGCCGGGGUCGUUCUCUCCGCUUGUGGGUGUGUCGCGCACUCCCAGUGAUCUUGAUAUCACUGAUGGUGAUGUUCAUCCUGGGUUCAUACCUGUACAAUGACCCAAGCAACACUAACAUCCCACACCACCGAUCGGAUCUGUUUAGGGACAAGCUCACCCACAAGCCCAGGAAGUUAUCUUUGGCCCAGGUACGCCAGCUCGCUGCUCAAGUAGAUGGGACUCGGCUCUGGGAGACACAUCUGAGACCCAUGUUGAUUGAAAGAGUGCCAGGUACUGUGGGAAGCAAAGCGGUACGGCAGCACAUCAUGUCCCAGUUGCGUUCUCUCUCUGCGGGCUGGACGAUAGAGGAGGACUCCUUUCAGUCAGCCACUCCCAAAGGUACAGUGACCUUCAGCAACGUGCUGGCAGUUCUCGACCCAUCGGCCCCCCGCAGACUGCUCCUCGCCUGCCACCACGACUCUAAAAUCUUCCCCCAAGAUCCCAGAGAACCAAAGACCGUGUUUGUAGGGGCCAGUGACUCGGCCGUGCCCUGCGCCAUGCUGCUGGAGCUGGCAUCGGCUCUGGACACCCAGCUCAGAGCACUAAAACAGCAGAGACCUGCAGUGACGCUGCAGCUGGUCUUUUUUGACGGCGAGGAGGCGUUUGAGGAGUGGACAGAUACAGACUCUUUGUACGGAUCACGUCACCUGGCUGAGCUCAUGUCCAAAACACCUCAUCCUCCUGGUUCUACACACACCACUCAACUACAUUCUGUGGAUCUGUUCAUGCUGCUGGAUUUACUCGGUGCUGCAGAGCCGCUGAUUGUUAAUCAUUUUGAUAACACAGCGCAGUGGUUUGAUCGUCUUAUUGCUGCGGAGACAAGGCUGCACCGGCAGGGACUGCUGUCAUCCCAUCGCUCAGAACGGAGCUACUUCAGGAAGGAUUUUUAUCUGGGACCAGUACAAGAUGACCACAUUCCAUUUUUACAUCGGGGCGUGCCAGUGCUGCAUAUGAUCCCAACACCAUUCCCUCCAUUCUGGCACACGCUGGAGGACACAGAGGAAAACAUUCAUCGUCCCACGGUGGAGAACCUCACCAAGAUCCUGUCCAUCUUCCUGGCUGAGUAUCUGCACCUCUGAUUACACUAUGACUGAUUGUACUCUCUCAUAUGAAGAGGAUGUCGGAUUCUACCCUGAUGAUGGGUCUCCUGCUGGUCCACAGGAUCAUGUGGUGAUAUUUUAAAAACUGAUAGAAAACUGACUGAAGCUAAAAAGACCUCUGUUGCACUGCAUUGCGUUUGAGCCAUUGAUAUUUGAGCCAUUGAUAUUUGAGCCAUUGAUAUUUGAGCCAUUGACAAUUAAGUCUCUGCUCUGACCUGCAGCCCUGAUUGGAUUAAGAUAUGUUUCAUGCAAAUCCUGUUGGAGCUUGUAAGAGCAUUUUGAUUCUGCUGACACUGAAAGAUUUGUCAAGAUAUGUCAGUACUCAGACAUAGAGUAUUAAUUCACAAACAGUUACAUUGUGUGGAAGUUGCAAUAAUGACAUCCAGUCUGUUCUGUAGAUUCUAGAAUUACAGAUUCACAAAUGGACACUGGAUUGUGUUGACCAAAAUGUAUCAGUGCAGCAAAACAAAUAAAAAUCUAUGGCAUUUUUUGCCAAAAAAUG
Messenger RNA from Trichomycterus rosablanca, 2207 nucleotides. RefSeq names its product glutaminyl-peptide cyclotransferase-like a (gene qpctla). Gene Ontology annotation, molecular function: zinc ion binding; glutaminyl-peptide cyclotransferase activity. The coding region runs from base 476 to 1684 and encodes 402 amino acids. NCBI's taxonomy places the organism in Eukaryota, Metazoa, Chordata, Actinopteri, Siluriformes, Trichomycteridae. The record is from RefSeq and is a predicted model, not a curated record. The transcript is spliced from 7 exons.